CAGCACCUUCCUUAGCCUCCAGCUGCAGCCCUGCAGCCGGUUCAAGAGCUCUUGCCUCUCCCUAGUGCACCUAGCCUGCCUGGCCCUGCCCAUAGGUGGCACACACACGGGUUUCAUGCCAGCUACUGUGCAGGUGAGAGGAGACAGCCGGUGAGAGCAGAGCACAGAGGAGGAGGAGGAGGAGGAGGAGCAUCAGCAGCAAAAGUUCAGCUUGGAAGAAUAAAAGCAGCUGUCAGAUAAAAGUGCCUCAUCGGACUGCCUGCAAAAGAAGGGAGAUCUGAUCAGCCAACUCUUUCUCAGCCUGUCCUCCAAGGGGACUAGGGCCUUGGUCAAGCAGGGCCUGGUGUCCACCACUACUUGACGCACCAUGGCGAAGGACGACAGCUGCGGCAGCCAGUGUGCCACCUGCCUGCUGUGCCUUUACAGCUGCCGUUGGACUCGUAACAAGAAGGGUCUGGUGACCAGCAAGUGUGACUGCGCCUGGUUCUUCUUCGUCUUCUGCGUGUGUCUUUUCGCCCUGGCCUGGUUCUACCUUGCCUUUGUCACCCUCAAUGAUUUCCACAAUCUCAAUGAAUUCAUUUUCCGCAAGACAGGGUGGUGGCUUGACUGGUCGAUGGUGAUGCUGUGUGGAACAACAACUCUGGUCACCUUCUCCUCACUGCUCCUGGUUCUGGCACUCUGCCUGCAGCUCUGGCACCAACCCCUGAAGCUCCAUUGGAUACACAAGGUCCUCCUGAUCCUGACAGCACUUGUGGUGGCUUCUGCUUUUGUGGGGGUGGAGGUUCAGUGGGAAGAGCAGUGGGAAAGUGCCCGGAUCUCCCUGCAGGCAACAGGCCCCUUCCUGCACAUCGGAGCUGUGGUGGGCAUGACACUGCUUGCCUGGCCAGUGGCUGACUGCUUUUACCGUACAUCCUGCUCAGUCCUCAGAACUCUUCUGUUGCUGUUGUAUCUGGGUGCAGUGCUUGCUCUGUACUUAGCCCCACUGGGUAUUGAUUCCCCCUGUCUUUUGGAGUACAGCCAGCUGCCCCCCAAGCCAGCUCUGUUCGGGCACCGGGGAGCUCCCAUGCUUGCACCUGAGAAUACUCUGAUGUCCUUCCGGAAGGCAGUUGACUAUGGUGUGAGCGUCUUGGAGACAGAUGUCCUGGUGAGUGCCGAUGGAGUCCCUUUCAUCAUGCAUGACGAGAAGCUCAUCCGGACCACAAAUGUGCAAGAGGUUUUCCCUGCUCAAGCCCAGUCCAAUGCCAGCUCCUUCAACUGGACGCAGCUACAGCAACUUGAUGCUGGCAGCUGGUUUCUGCAGAAGCCGCCCUUCCCCACAGCACGAAGCCUCUCAAAGGCAGAACGAGCUUUGGCACAGGAGCAGCGGGUUCUGCCUCUGAAGCAGCUGCUGGUUGAGGCCAAGAGGCACAACGUGUCCGUCAUGUUUGACUUGCGUCCCGAGGAGGAUCCCCACUACGAGGACCUCGUCAAUGUCACUGUGGAGACUAUCCUCCAUUCAGACAUCUCCCCGGAGCUGAUCCUGUGGCUGCCUGAUCAGUUUCGAGACUGGGUGAAGCAGCGGGCACCCAGGUUCCAGCAGGUCUAUGGCCGGAAGAAGCUGAGCAAUGAAACAGAAGAACUUCUGCGUAUUAACCUGCCCUACCAAAAUCUGAGCAGCACUGAAAUCCGGGAGUAUCGCCGUGACAACAUCUCUGUGAACCUGUACGUGGUGAACGCCCCGUGGCUCUUCUCGAUCCUGUGGUGCGCAGGAACCAACUCUGUCACCACUAACGCUUGUCAGGUGCUGCAGGGGAUGGAGCGCCCCCUCUGGCUACUGCCUCGUGCCACAUACCAAAUGAUCUGGGUUGUGACAGACUGCGUCUCCUUUCUGCUGAUUGUCUGGGCCUUCUUCUUGCUGAAAAAAUGGUCCCGAAGAAAAGAGCCACAAGGUUAUGACUCAGAUGUGCUCCUGACAAAGAUCCACAGCCUAUUGUCUGAGUGACAUAUCAGCACAAACAGAGCAUAGGCCCUGUCCUUCCCAUUGGUGAAUGGGCAGGGCAGUUUUCACCUUUCAAAAUGUCUUUUCUGGGGAUGGCUUCUGGCUGUUGCUGGGACCUGUUUGUGGUGGCCUCUGCCCCCUGGAGCCAAGAGGCACAGCUGCCACAUGGCCUCUGGGGAGAACAGCAGGACUUCUGCAAUCAUCCUGCAAUCAUCUCUCUCAGCAUGGCCUAGAUCCUGAAACUGCCGGGAAAGGACUGUACCAGUUGUGGCAAAGAACUGGAGAUUCCAUCUGAAGGUUUAAGUGUUGUCCCUGGUCUGGGAGGUGAUAGAAGUUUUCUUUUUUCUUACAUGCUUCUGAAACUGUUAUCAAUAAAACAUCCUGCAUGAUUUGAGAAA
Lacerta agilis (Sand lizard) is the source of this 2376-nucleotide messenger RNA. It is a transcript of the gene GDPD2, whose product is annotated as glycerophosphodiester phosphodiesterase domain containing 2. The coding region runs from base 368 to 1981 and encodes 537 amino acids. Gene Ontology annotation, molecular function: glycerophosphodiester phosphodiesterase activity. NCBI's taxonomy places the organism in Eukaryota, Metazoa, Chordata, Lepidosauria, Squamata, Lacertidae. Gene Ontology annotation, biological process: lipid metabolic process. The transcript is spliced from 16 exons. Gene Ontology annotation, cellular component: membrane. The record is from RefSeq and is a predicted model, not a curated record.